AUGAUCAAAGGCGAAGAAAAGACAGCGCAGACCAUUCAAGUUUCGAUCCGCUCAAAAAUGGAAAACGCAGAUGACGAAACAAAAAAAUACCAAGAUUCCUGCUCUGGGAAAAUGCGACGGCAGGGAUCAGUGAAAAAACUUGAUUUAAAGAAAGUUGCUGAGCUCUUACGGGAAGUUUUAAUUGAUGAGAAACCUCAUUUCAGAUAUCAACUUAGUAAGUCGUCAAAAGAGGCGGCCAGGGAGAAAUGGACGGAUGUUCAUGGAGACUCUAACAUUUUUGACGCGGCUGAAAAAUAUUUAUGUAUCGAAACGGACCGCUUGAGGGAAGUCUUGGAUAACUUGAACAAUGUUGAAACAAACAUAUAA
This is a messenger RNA of Porites evermanni, 366 nucleotides long. Lineage: Eukaryota; Metazoa; Cnidaria; Anthozoa; Scleractinia; Poritidae. The record is from the annotation of a GenBank genome assembly.